AUGGAAAAAAGUUUGUUUUUGAGAAACAAAUAUUGGGUUUUAAGGCACGGAAAAAGCAUUCCUAAUGAAAAGGGUCUUAUUGUUUCUUCUAUGGAAAAUGGAAUCAAGGAAGAAUACCAAUUAGCAGACGAAGGUGUUGGUCAGGCACAGUUGGCUGGAGAAUUGUUCCUUAAGGAAUUGAAAGAGAGAAACAUACCACUUGAAAGUGUUCGCAUCUGCUACUCUCCAUUUGCAAGAACAAGCCACACUGCCAAAGUUGUUGCAUCUGUUUUGAAGCUUCCCUUUGAAGGCCCUCAAUGUAAAAUGAUGGAAGAUCUUCGAGAACGCUAUUUUGGUCCUUUAUUUGAACUUUUUACACAUGAUAAGUAUUCAGAGAUAUGGGCAAUUGAUGAGAAAGAUCCACUCAUGCGGCCAGAAGGUGGAGAAAGUGUUAACGAUGUUGCUACUAGACUUGCAAGUGCUGUGGCAAUUAUUGAGUCAGAAUUUCACGGGUGUGCGGUCUUGAUUGUGAGCCAUGGUGACCCCUUGCAAAUCUUGCAAACAAUACUAAACGCAACCAAUCAAAACACAGAGUCCUCCUCUAGUGACUUUGCAUCAAGAAUUCAAGCAGCCAAGGUCCCUUCCAUCUUGUCUCAGCACCGGAAGUUUGCACUGCUUACUGGGGAACUUAGAUCAGUUGUAUAA
Messenger RNA from Dovyalis caffra, 684 nucleotides. NCBI's taxonomy places the organism in Eukaryota, Viridiplantae, Streptophyta, Magnoliopsida, Malpighiales, Salicaceae. The record is from the annotation of a GenBank genome assembly.